ACUACACUUCCUCCAAGUAAAAGUUAUGAGAGCAAAAUAACAUGGCUUGCCUCUCAUUUUUGCCACACAUUUUACAAGCUUCAGCUUACAUUAUACUUUUUAUUUCUUUCAUUCUCUCCUCUUUUUCAAACCCAGUUCAAUCUCAGUGUAAAAAUCGACCAGUCAUUUUCAAUUUUGGUGAUUCUAAUUCGGAUACGGGUGGACUCGUUGCCGGACUCGGGUACCCCAUUAACCUUCCAAAUGGUCGAACUUUUUUCCGCCGUUCAACUGGCCGUCUCUCUGAUGGCCGCCUUAUUCUCGAUUUUCUAUGUCAAAGUGUUAAUACAAGGUUCCUGAGCCCAUACCUAGACUCUGUUGGAUCUAGUUUUUUGAAUGGAGCAAAUUUCGCUAUAGCAGGAUCUCGGUUACUACCUAAGUAUGAACCGUUCGCAUUAAAUAUUCAAGUCUUGCAGUUCCUUCAUUUCAAGGGUCGCUCAAUUGAACUUGUUAGUGCUGGGUCUGGAAAUUUAGUUGGUGAUGAAGGAUUUCGCAAUGCUCUUUUCAUGAUAGAUAUUGGACAGAAUGACCUAGCCGAUUCAUUUGCUAAGAACCUGUCUUACACAGAAGUAGUCAAGAUGAUCCCCUCCUUUGUUACAGAGAUCAGGAAUGCAAUUCAGGUCAUGUAUUCUCAAGGAGGAAGAAAAUUUUGGGUCCACAACACCGGACCACUAGGAUGUCUGCCUCAAAAGCUUACUCUGGUUCAGAAAGUUUCUUCUGAUCUCGAUCCACAUGGCUGUCUGGCAAAUUACAACUCUGCUGCAAAACUGUUUAACGAAGGGCUUCAACAUUUGUUGCAAGAGUUGAGAUCUGAAAUGAAGGAUGCUACUAUUGUGUAUGUAGACAUAUAUGCUAUCAAAUAUGAUCUUAUAGCCAACUCCAGCAGUUAUGGCUUCUCAAAUCCGUUAAUGGCUUGCUGUGGCUAUGGAGGUCCUCCAUACAACUACCGUAAAGGAGUGACAUGCGGUCAGCAUGAUUAUCAGGUUUGCAGUGAAGGGUCUGAGUUCAUAAGUUGGGAUGGAGUUCAUUAUACCGAGGCAGCUAAUAGAAUUAUAGCCUCUAAGAUACUGUCAAUGGACUACUCCACUCCAGGAAUUGGCUUCGAUUUCUUUUGCCAUUGAUGGUCAUUUGCUAGAAUAAAGUGCAAGCAUGAAUUAAUACAUGUUGCUUCAGAGUAUUAUGAAAAAUAUUUAAUUUGGAAAAAUAGAAAAAUUGAU
Molecule: messenger RNA, 1253 nt
Organism: Solanum verrucosum
Lineage: Eukaryota; Viridiplantae; Streptophyta; Magnoliopsida; Solanales; Solanaceae
Product: GDSL esterase/lipase At1g09390-like
Exons: 5
Coding region: 42-1157 (371 amino acids)
Molecular function (GO): hydrolase activity, acting on ester bonds
Source: RefSeq, a predicted model, not a curated record